Ficedula albicollis (Collared flycatcher) is the source of this 1782-nucleotide messenger RNA. RefSeq lists its product as uncharacterized. The transcript has 8 exons. Bases 202 to 1671 code for a protein of 489 amino acids. Gene Ontology annotation, molecular function: A2-type glycerophospholipase activity; glycerophospholipid phospholipase A1 activity. Gene Ontology annotation, cellular component: cytoplasm. The record is from RefSeq and is a predicted model, not a curated record. Gene Ontology annotation, biological process: N-acylphosphatidylethanolamine metabolic process. NCBI's taxonomy places the organism in Eukaryota, Metazoa, Chordata, Aves, Passeriformes, Muscicapidae.
GCGAGACAUCCGGCUCUGCACCUAUGACCGAUUGCGCAAUCGCCUCUUCCAAGUAAUUUAUAGAGGGAGCAGCGGCCCAGGAGCACGGCAGCAGCGGUACAGGUGCUGAGCUGCCCUGCACAGCCCUCGCCUCCCCGCUGCGCUCUGCCCUGCGCAGAGCCUGCCACAUACAGCUGCGCCUCCUGACUGCACGCAACUGAGAUGGGACAGGACAAUUGCAAACCUCAGCCUGGGGACCUGAUAGAGAUCGACCGGCCGCUUCAUCAUCACUGGGCCCUCUACAUGGGGGAUGGAUAUGUCAUACACUUGAUACCUAUAGGUAAACGGGAGGGUAAAAAGAAAGGUGUCAAGGUGCCAGUAUUCAUCAGAACAGUGAAGAAGGAGCUCCUGAUGGAGGUGGCCGGAAAUGAUAAAUAUCGUGUAAACAACAAGUCUGAUCAGGACCACACUCCUCUCCCAGUGGAAAAGAUCAUCUCAUGUGCUGUAGCUUAUAUCGGCAAGGAGUUGACAUACUGUUCGUUUGGUAGCAACUGUGAGCGCUUUGUGAAAAAACUCCGCUAUGGAGAGGGAGUCUCUGAGCAGUGGAGGGUGUUUGUAGGUAAUGAAUUGCACAUUCUUGAUAUGAGAGAUGACAAGGAAUACCCAAAACCUGGAGACCUGAUUGAGAUCAAACGGGAAUAUUACGAUCACUGGGCCCUCUAUGUGGGGGAUGGAUAUGUCAUCCAUUUGACACCUGUAGACCAAAAAGUCCCAACCAUGUCAACCCGCAAUGGGAUGAUAGUCAUCAGAACUGUUAUGAGGGAGCUCCUGAAGGAGGUGGCCGGAAAUGAUGCCUGGGCUGUCAACAACAAGUAUGACAAAUACCGCAGUCCACUGCCCGUGGAGGAGAUCAUCCGGCGUGCUGAGGGUUGCAUUAGCAAGAACCUGCCAGAUGAUGUGUUUUGCAGCAACAUUGAGCACUUUGUGACAAAACUCCGCUAUGGUGGCCAGCUGAGGGCUUUUGUAAAUGGUAUGUUGCACAUUCUUGAUAUCGGAGACGAUGAGGAUGACCCCAUCCCUGGUGACCUGAUUGAGAUCAAACGGGAAUAUUAUGAUCACUGGGCCCUCUACGUGGGUGAUGGAUAUGUCAUCCAUGUGACACCUAUAGAUGAAAAUUCUCCACCCAUGUCAGCCGGCAGUGUGAAACUAGUCACUAGAAAGGUGGAAGUGAAGAAAGAGCUCCUGGAGGAGACUGCUGGAAAGGAUAACUGGCGUGUCAACAACAAGUAUGACCCCUACCGCAAGCCUUUCCCUGUGGAGGAGAUCAUCCGGCGUGCUGAGAGCCAGAUUGGCAAGGUUGUGCUGUAUCAAUUGUUCUACCAGAAUUGUGAGCACUUUGUGACGGAGGUCCGCUAUGGAGAGGCAGUGUCUGAGCAGGUCAUGAGAGCACUUGCAAAUCUCCGUUUCAAUUCUUCUCCAGUGAUGGAUGUAUUUGGAGCUGCCGGUUAUUCCUUUCUGUUAGGUCUUUUUGCUCUGUACAGUUUUUCUCUUUCAGUCUCUGUUCCUCUUGUAGCUGCUGUUGGUAUUGGUCUUGCCAGCUGGGAUAUCAUUUCCGAUAUUAUUGCUGAUUACUUCAGUAUUGCCCAAUUCAUAAACGGAAAGAAAGAUAUUCUACAACAGAGGUGCUGUUAGGAAGAGCUCAAGGAAGACAUGGAGUCCUUGGUCACUGUCCAGCUUUUGCCACAAGUGUAAUUAAGAACUGCUAGCAACUGACGUGAUAAUUAAUCCAAAGACUUAUUAAAA